GUUUACAUCCCAGCGGUCAACAAGCCGCAUAGCAAGGAGGAUGACGUUGCCUAGGAUUGAGACAGCCAGGGAUUUGUGUAUUCGUCUACAGACAGUAAUGCAUCAUGGGAGUAGUAGUCAUAGUUUCAAAUACGUUCGUCAGUUCUUGUCAGUGUCUUUGCUUGAAGUACUGUAACUCCCAUGAAUCCUCACAAUCGUCUUUGGUCACUGCGUCUUUCCAGAUGGAUGAGCUCAGCUCUUGAGUUCUCCCCCCUUCCGAGCGGAAAGUGGCGAUAAGGGGUGCCGGAGGAGAAAAAAAUGAAGCAAAGCUUGAAAAACUAGUUUAUUAUCUCUGAAGUAUAUGCAAAACAUCGAAACGAACAGGUUUAAAGAAGAAGACCCGGGAUUUCACCGAGAGCCACUAUGGAAUUCGGCUUCGGAAAAGACUGGUGGUGUUAAUGCACUACAAUAACGGGCAGGAUCCGUUAUCAUGUCAGCUGUCCGCCGGCCGGCCAAGAUGUCUGGAGAUGAGGCGGAAUUCCCCGAGGCGAAGCUAGUCAUGGAGUCCGGGCCGCAGUGGUCCCGGGUGGAGAUCGAGCGUUUGGCCAGGGAGCUGAGUGAGACAACCCGCGAGAAAAUUCAAGCUGCGGAAUAUGGCCUUGUCGUUCUUGAGGAGAAGCAGCAGCUCAAACAGCGAUAUGACGACCUGGAGACUGAUUACGAGUCGGUUCGACAAGAACUUGACCAGCUCAAAGAGGCCUUUGGACACGCCUACUCGGCCCACAGGAAGGUGGCAGCGGACGGGGAAAGCCGCGAGGAAUCGCUGAUCUUGGAGUCGGCCUCCAAGGAGGCGUACUACGAGCAGCGGGUCCAGGAGCUGCAGAACGAGCUGAGACAGACCAAGAAUGACCUGAGCAACACCCAUGCCGAGAACGAGAGGUUGGCCAGCAUGGCCCUGGAGCUCCGGGAGAGUAAUGAGCUGGUGGAGCUUCAGAGGGCUCGUCUCCGUGAUGACGUCAGGGAGUACAAGAUCUGUGAGGCCCGGCUGCUGCAGGACUACACGGAGCUUGAGGAGGAGAACAUCACCCUCCAGAAACAAGUCUCUCUGCUGAAGCAAGGCCAGGUGGAGUUUGAGGGGGUCAAGCAUGAGUUGCGGCGCCUGGAGGAGGAAGGCCAGUACCUGAACAGCCAGCUGGAGGAGGCCCUCCGUCUGCGGGAGAUCUGCGAGCGGCAGCUGGCCGAGUCCCUGGAGACGCUCAAGACGGAGCGCGAGCAGAAGGCCGCCCUCCGCAAGGAGCUGACGCAGCACAUGACGCUGGGCGACUCGCUGCUCGCUGUUUCACUGGACGGCCUCAAGUUGACCACCGACGAGCCCAACAACGACGACGAUGUGAUCCGCAUCUUUGAGAACGGCCUGGCCAAGAUGACCGAAGCGCACGCCCUCGACAACCGUGCCUCCACGCCCAAGAAGUCUGAUAACUUCCGUCCAGCCCCCAGCCUGGUGGAUGACCUGCUGAGUGAGCUCAACAUCUCUGAGAUCCAGAAACUCAAACAGCAGCUGCUCCAGGUGGAACGAGAGAAGGUGGCACUGCUGUCCACACUGCAGGACUCUCAGAAGCAGCUUGAGCAGUCGCGCGGGGCUCUGGCCGAGCAGCAGGAGGCCAACGGUCGUCUCAACCAGGACCUGGGUGCCAUGCGGCGGCUGCAGGCCAGCAAGGAGCGCCAUUCGGCCCUGGACAGCGAGCGGGAGCGGGACAGCCGCGAGGACGGCGACGGGGAUUAUUACGAGCUGGACAUCAACGGACCCGAGAUCCUGCGCUGCAAGUACGAGGUGGCCGUGAACGAGGCUGGCGAGCUGAGGGCCGAGCUGAAGACCCUGAAGGAGGAGCAGCAGGAGCAGACCACAGAGUCCCAGCAGGAGCGGACGCGUCUGGAGUCUCAGGUGCGUGAUCUGAGCAGCCAGCUGGCGACACUGGAGAGCGUGAGCCGUGAGGUGCGGGAACGCGCCACGCGGCUGGAGAAGGAGCUGCGAGAGACCAGCGCAGUCGCGGGGGAGUCUCAGGGCAGCCUGAGCGUGGCCCAAGACGAGCUGGUGGCCUUCAGCGAGGAACUGGCCAACCUCUACCACCACGUCUGCAUGUGCAAUAACGAAACACCCCAGCGCGUCAUGCUGGACUUCUACAAGGAGGGCAAAGCCGCCCCGGGCCCAGUCCCCAAUGGCCGAGACACCCUCAGCUCGCCGCCGCCCCCUGCCAUCAUCGCUGGGGAUGACACCCGGAAGGAGCCCAUGGACAUUUACAACUUGGUCGCCAUCAUCCGUGACCAGAUCCGGCACUUGCAGCAGGCUGUGGACCGCACCACUGAGCUGUCCCGCCAAAGGGUGGCCUCUCUGGAGCUCUCCGCUGUGCCUGAUAAGGACAAAGAGGCCUGCAUGCAUGAGAUCCUCAAGCUGAAGUCCCUGCUCAGCACCAAGAGAGAGCAGAUUGCCACCCUGAGGACCGUGCUGAAGGCCAACAAACAGACAGCUGAGGUGGCCCUGGCCAACCUGAAGAGCAAAUAUGACAACGAGAAGACCAUGGUGACGGAGACCAUGAUGAAGCUGAGGAACGAACUGAAGGCCCUAAAGGAGGAUGCCGCCACCUUUUCCUCUCUGCGUGCCAUGUUUGCCACACGCUGCGACGAGUAUGUGACACAACUGGACGACAUGCAGCGGCAGCUGGCAGCUGCUGAGGACGAGAAGAAAACGCUAAACUCUCUGCUACGCAUGGCCAUCCAGCAAAAGCUGGCUCUCACGCAGCGCCUGGAGGAUCUGGAGUUCGACCACGAGCAGGCGCGCCGCAGCGGGGGCACCGGAGCCAAAGCCACAGCCUCCUCGCGCAGAAGAGUCCCCACCACCACCACCACCACCUCCUCCUCCUCCUCCUCCGCCCACUCGGCCCACACCAGCCCCCAUGUAAGUCCUCGGCUGGCCAGCAGGGGCCGCCCACAGCCCCGCAGCAUCAUGGAUACGCCCAUGGUCUUCUGCAGCGAGAAAUAUAAGAUCUAACGUAGUAGAGCUGGAUGUUGUGAUUUCCCUGAUGGUGAACCCCUGAUUCCUGAUUCCUGCCGACGCUUCCUACAGUAGAGCCUCCCUGUGACAUUAUAGCUCCUGGGCGUUUUGUAAUCGCUCCACCAAAACAUGCACAUCACAGACACACUCACAUUGAUAUAGACAUGCGUAAGACACACGCAGCCUAGCAUUUUUUUAAUAUUCCUAAUUCUUAAUAAAAUCCUGGGCUGUGUCCAUGCAGUUUCCUUUCGAUAAGUCAGUUGGAAACUUGGGCUCAAGGUACUUUGGAAAGUCCACCCUAAUUUCCAGCCUUGACCCUACUUGCUCUUCAUGUGUGCAUUAUCCCCAUUCAUUUUUCUGUUACAUUUUUUGUUUUGUUUUUGCGUCUGUCCUCAAAUGUUACUGCACUUUCUCAUGUACACUUGCCCCUCAGACAACUCCCGCCUAUGCAAGAUAUUUCACAUGGCUCACUAUAUUUUAAAUUUAUCACACUGAAUAAGUGGCAUUGACACUAAGAAAAAUACAAAUCUGACGUACUUCAGUGCCCAAAGUCCACUUAAUAAGUCUGGAUUUCAUCUAUUGGCCUUAAAUUGAGUUGGUGUGGAUUUCCCCGCUGAAGAGCAGGGGUUUGGCAAAUAGUUGUGGGUUGUGGAUGGGGCAGUGUAUUCCUCUUGAUAUGCUCGUAAUGAGUCUUUGAGCUUUGUUUAUUUUUGUCAUAUGUAAUAGGAACCGUUUUUUUUUAUUAAUAAUAAUAAUAUAUGUAUGGCUGUAUGGUGUUUUAAUAACAUUUUGCAUGUUUAACUGCCAUGUUAUGAACAGAAUCCAGGGAGAGCAAACAAAAAAGUGUGUAUUUAUGCCGCUUUGUGUUAAUCUGUAUCCAACAGUUUAUCUUAGCAAUGUACUCCUUUGGACUCUUGGGUCAGCCUAUUGAAAGGGUGAAAGGAUGGAAUAAUUUUACCGGAAGCACAACCGCAAGAUUUCACAUCGGAAUUAUAUACAGAGAUAUUUUUUGUUAUGUUUUUUUUUUUUUAGUUUUCUUUGUUCCUCUCCUUUUCUGUCUCAGUAGUACACCACGAGUGCCUUUUUAUUUCUUCAGAAAUACGUUUUUUUUUUUUUUUCUUUAACCAGAGAGCAAAAACCACACGUUUUUGUGAGGUAGUUUUAUUGGAGUAUUGAGGUGAUGGAUAUUUGUAUUGAACUCUACCUAUCCCCUCCUGCUAGCAUGCAUGUGCUGCUGCGCCUUCAGGAUUUCUGUGGUAAACCUUAUUUAUGCUAUCAUUUCAUUUGAAAGCUAAGCUAACAUGACUGGUUAGGAAAACAAGUGACCCAGUAUGGAUUAGAGCAAAAAGAAAUACAGAACCGGGUGUAACUGCAAGCAUUUACUGAGCGUCUUGUAACCUUUGUGUUUGGAUGGUCAUGUGAUGUGCAUAGCAGUACUGAGGAGACAAUUUGUUUAUUUUUCCUUUUUAAUGUUUUUAAUAUAAUCGUUUUAUAUGUGGUAAAGAGUAUUGGAAAAACAGAUAAAUGGAAAACAAGUCCUCUCUCAACCAAUCUGUUGUGCCAUUUCAUACCUUCAGUUUGUUGAGGCAUUGAAAUGUUUCAAUAUUGUCAGGGGGUUAAAUAAAUAUAUAAUAUAUAUAAUAAAAAAUUAUAUAUGUUAUAUAUAUAAAACAAACAAGAAAUUUAAGUGCAAUUUAACUGCUGUAUCAGGUGUCUAAUUCAAUGUUCUCUAUUGCUUGAAGCAUAGUGGGGAUUAAUUGGCCUAUCAUUGAGGGAUAGCUGUGCCCAUUUUUAUACUGCAAUAUUUUGUCACAGUUUUAUAUCUUUUUAUGAAAUAACUUCACCUGUCUGAUCAUAUUUAUUGAUAACAAUAUUAAGCAGCUCAGUGUUAUUAAUGUGCAUUAUGAUUAGUGGCAUGGUUAAUGCCAGUCUCUUCAGAAGCACCUGUGUCUGCAGGUGUUGUAUAUGUGAGGCCUAUCUGGUAGGAGCACACCAUUUGACAAUGGCUUUGUCUGUUCUGAUAUGUCAUGACAUUUAUUAAUGGUUUCACGGUUCCCCUUGGGGAAACCCACCACGUGUCACCAUUUGUACUAAGAGGACUUCUAGCUUGUGUAAGCUCUUGUGUGUUAAGGUGCUCAUUAUUCUGGCCAAAUAAACAUGAUUGAAAAGGCAA
This is a messenger RNA of Clupea harengus (Atlantic herring), 5201 nucleotides long. RefSeq names its product BICD cargo adaptor 2b (gene bicd2b). The record is from RefSeq and is a predicted model, not a curated record. NCBI's taxonomy places the organism in Eukaryota, Metazoa, Chordata, Actinopteri, Clupeiformes, Clupeidae. Gene Ontology annotation, biological process: regulation of microtubule cytoskeleton organization; protein localization to organelle; microtubule anchoring at microtubule organizing center. Gene Ontology annotation, cellular component: Golgi apparatus; cytosol. Gene Ontology annotation, molecular function: cytoskeletal adaptor activity; dynein complex binding; dynactin binding.